CUGCUUUGAUUGGUCACUGGAAUUGUUAUACUCUGGUUCGAGCGCAUUAUUCAAUCAUGUAUCUCAGGUUUUGGACUCCAUUUUCAUAUAGUACAACAGUCUCUACAUGAAAACGACAGAGCUCCGAGGCAUCUCGACUAGCUAGCCGAUACUCGUCAUAGUAUGCCGAGUCCGGCUGAAAUGGUCUUCACGCUUGCUUCAAACUCUCUAUCCUUACAUCUUCUGUAUAUAAUUCUCUUGGCUACAGGAUGUUCCGACCAGUAUGCACACGUGCCGCAAGGCAAUUGACGUCCUCUACCUCCCGAGCCGCCGUACAACAACAGCAGCGUCGCCACGCCAGCACCCCCGCGGCAUUCGACUGGAAGGACCCUCUUGGGGCCAGCAACCUAUACACCGAAGAUGAGCUCGCCAUAGCAGAGACCGCGGAGUCGUACUGCCAGGAGCGUAUGCUCCCGCGUGUACUCGACGCCUAUCGCGACGAGCACUACGACCCCAAGAUCCUCGAAGAAAUGGGCGAGCUCGGUCUCCUUGGCGCCACAAUCAAGGGAUACGGCUGUGCGGGCGUGUCCAGCGUCGCGUCCGGACUCAUCACCCGCGCCGUCGAACGAGUCGACUCUGGGUACCGCUCCGGCAUGUCCGUGCAAUCCUCGCUUGCCAUGGGCGGCAUCGAGGAGUUCGGCACUGAGGAGCUGAAGGAGCGGCUCUUGCCCAAACUCGCGUCUGGCAAGAGCAUAGGGUGUUUCGGCCUCACCGAGCCAAACCACGGCUCGGACCCGGGAAGCAUGGAGACGGUCGCGAAGCCGCAUCCGAGCAAGAAGGGGUAUUACUCGCUCAGCGGGAGUAAGACGUGGAUCACGAACAGUCCGAUUGCGGAUGUGCUGCUUGUGUGGGCGAAGCUGGAGAGCACGGGGAAGAUCCGCGGGUUUGUCGUUGAGAGAGAGCUCUGUCCGCCCGGCACGCUGGAGACGCCGGCAAUCAAGAACAAGAAUGGGCUGAGGGCUUCUCUGACGGGCAUGAUUCAGAUGGACGAGUGUCCGGUGCCGGAAGGGAACAUGUUCCCCGAGGUGGAGGGUCUGCGCGGUCCGUUCUCGUGUCUGAAUUCUGCACGAUAUGGGAUUGCGUGGGGUACGAUGGGCGCACUGGAAGAUGCGAUUGCUCGCGCGCGGGAGUAUGCUCUUGAGAGGAAGCAGUUCAAGGGCAACCCGAUCGCCAAGUACCAGUUGGUGCAGAAGAAGCUCGCAGACGCCACAACGGAUGCGGCAUAUGGCAUCUUGGCCGCAUAUCAGGUUGGUAGAUUAAAGGACGAGGGCAAGGCCGCGCCAGAGAUGAUCUCAAUGAUUAAGAGGCAGAAUUGCGAUCGUGCACUGAUCAAUACGAGAAAUCUGCAGGAGAUCUUUGGUGGCAAUGCUGUCAGUGAUGAAUAUCAUAUUGGAAGACAUGUGGCGAAUCUGUUCGUGACGCAGACUUAUGAGGGCCAGAGUGAUAUCCACUCUCUUAUUCUAGGCCGAGCCAUCACAGGUCUGCAGGCAUUCGUCUAGCUAGACAUUUCAAAAACAUAGUUGCAGAUAUACGUCAUGUCCAGCCUGUCCAGUCCCUUGUGCCAAUACUGCAUGAUUCUGUGAUGCUCGACAUCUUUCCGGACGAAUGAACAGUGGCUUCGUUAGACCACAGCGACAGAAGUGCCACGCUUUGGUCGUAUAUGAAUAGCGGCAUAGUACAACAAGGUGUGCUCGGGACUGUCACUAUAUUUUUAUAUAUAUGUACAAAUCCAACUUUGCUACAUUCUUCCAGUAGUAGUAUUUCACAUCUUCUCAUAGUAGCGUUCACUCCUCGGUAGUCACGAUUUCAUGAAGUAGCGUU
Molecule: messenger RNA, 1860 nt
Organism: Pseudovirgaria hyperparasitica
Lineage: Eukaryota; Fungi; Ascomycota; Dothideomycetes; Acrospermales; Acrospermaceae
Product: glutaryl-CoA dehydrogenase
Exons: 3
Coding region: 249-1538 (429 amino acids)
Biological process (GO): fatty-acyl-CoA biosynthetic process; fatty acid beta-oxidation using acyl-CoA dehydrogenase
Cellular component (GO): mitochondrial inner membrane
Molecular function (GO): flavin adenine dinucleotide binding; glutaryl-CoA dehydrogenase activity; fatty-acyl-CoA binding
Source: RefSeq, a predicted model, not a curated record